This is a messenger RNA of Penicillium waksmanii, 849 nucleotides long. RefSeq lists its product as uncharacterized. Gene Ontology annotation, biological process: response to xenobiotic stimulus. NCBI's taxonomy places the organism in Eukaryota, Fungi, Ascomycota, Eurotiomycetes, Eurotiales, Aspergillaceae. The transcript has a single exon. Gene Ontology annotation, molecular function: DNA-binding transcription factor activity. Bases 1 to 849 code for a protein of 282 amino acids. The record is from RefSeq and is a predicted model, not a curated record.
AUGCACCAGAAUCUGUCAUCCAAGCUGGGGGGGAAUGAUGCACCGAUUCCGCCAGCCCUUAAUAUCAUGAAUCGCAUUGCCCAAGUAGCAAAUUGUCUUCAUGUUCUCGUCGCUUUCGAGUAUGGAAGAUCUAUCUUAGCAAUAAAUCGACGGGUGCUUGAAUAUGCUGAUUACAAAAGUCGUGCGACAGACUUGACACCGCAGCUAUGUCGUCUUGUUGCUGCAUUACCUACACACCAGCACGUAGAAGAUACCGCAGUGCUGGCCCAAGAGCUGUUCUUGGCCCUGGAAAAGAUUGCCGAAACUGCUGUCCACCACGAUUUUCUUGUACUCUUACGGACAGACCUUGUUCUGGGUAUUUAUCGUCGGCUUCGUGUUUUGGAUGCCAAGUAUCACCAUGGCCACAAUGAAAAAAUCAUUUCUGCCGGUAUGGUAGCCUUACCUGCAGCAAGAAAGUUGGUCAGCCAAAAUCAACCUUGGUGGAAUGUCAUUGGAUCAGUCUUCCAGUUUGUAUGUGCUCUGAUCGUUAUGGAUACGCCAGCGAGCUGUGAAAGGCUUGUGGAUGCCAUGGACACUUUGGAAUUCAUCGUUAGCCAUCUGGACACCCACUUGGCAAAGGAAGCUCUUUCAACCGCUCGCCAACUCGUCCAUGCCUCACUGAAUAAGAAACGAAAAGGGGUUGAAGUACUUCAACGCAUUGUAGGAACAGAGACACCAGAAGCUGCUAUCAGUACGCAAAGGGUGAAUGAAUUAUCUCAAGAUAUGGUAUCGCUGAGUCCUCUACUUGCAGGCCAGCUGCCGUUCGACUUGGAUUAUCUAUGGGCCACGGAAUUUAACCUCCCCUCGUGA